GCACAAAUGUGACGUCAAAAUACUUAAAAUUGCUUCCCAAGUCGUCGAAAGUGACCCAAAAGCGCGGCUCAACUUUGCUCUAAAAUGUGCUCCAGGCUCCGUCCAAACGUGCCGCUUUUGGCCGACAAAAGUGUGUCUUUUCUGGGCUUUUCUUUCACCGGGGCUCGGGGCUCGGCUGCCUGGCUGGGUGUCAACAUCCAGUGACGGCCAUGUUUGCCGGCGCCGCCGUAAACAACAAAAAAAGUGGGAGACAGACGCCUCGCUGAAUGUCGGGUCAUUUGGAUUUCUUUCAUUUACAAUGUCUCUGGGAAUGUCUUACAAGCCCAAUGCCCACCAGCACACUCCGGGAACUUCGGGGAACCAGGUUGGCAGCCUCCAGUCAUCAGCCAACCUGGCCCAGUUGCAGUCCUACAGGCCUCUGCUGAGCGACUACGGGCCCCCGUCUCUGGGAUUCUCACAGGGCUUGACGGGCAGCCAAGUGCCUCAGAACAAAUACGCCGAGCUGCUGGCUAUCAUCGAGGAGCUGGGCAAGGAGAUCCGCCCCACGUACGCCGGCAGCAAGAGUGCCAUGGAGAGGCUCAAGAGAGGCAUCAUCCACGCCCGCGGCCUGGUGCGCGAAUGCUUGGCAGAGACUGAGAGGAACGCCAGGUCCUAGCGACAAUCACACAUUCCGUGCAACCAGACUCCACAAUGCGCGUCUUUAAACGAAAGAAAAGAAAAAAAAAAUUCAAAAUUCAACUUGCAUGUCAUGUCCGAAGAGGAGGGAGGCGUCUCGACUCCGUUUUGUGCGAAUGAGUCCAACUCUCAACUAGUUUCCCAUUGCCCAAUUUUGGGGACCUUGGUUUCUUGUUUUCCCUUCCUUAUUUUUGCAUGCAAAAAGGGUAAAAGUGUAGACGCCACGUCUUGUACAGGGGUUAGACUUCUUUUUGAUAUGAGUGACUGAGUGAGUGAGUGUCAAUUCAUUCGUGUUCAGGUUGGUUUUGCUAUCAAAAGAAAAUGCUGUUACUUGCAUCUUUGUAUGUAUUUAUUACACAGUGUAAUAAAUUGUAUUUUCAA
Molecule: messenger RNA, 1056 nt
Organism: Phyllopteryx taeniolatus (common seadragon)
Lineage: Eukaryota; Metazoa; Chordata; Actinopteri; Syngnathiformes; Syngnathidae
Product: cyclin-dependent kinase 2-associated protein 1
Exons: 4
Coding region: 299-655 (118 amino acids)
Cellular component (GO): cytoplasm; nucleus
Source: RefSeq, a predicted model, not a curated record